Molecule: messenger RNA, 3643 nt
Organism: Manis javanica (Malayan pangolin)
Lineage: Eukaryota; Metazoa; Chordata; Mammalia; Pholidota; Manidae
Gene: ANGPTL2
Product: angiopoietin like 2
Biological process (GO): blood coagulation
Source: RefSeq, a predicted model, not a curated record
CUGAGGGGAGGCCCGGAGCCUUUCUGGGGCCUGGGGGAUCCUCUUGCACUGGUGGGUGGAGAGAAGUGCCUGCAGCCAACCAGGGUCAGGCUGUGCUCACAGUUUCCUCCGGCAGCAUGUAAAGGCUCCACAAAGGAGUUGGGAGUUCAAAUGAGGCUGCUGCAGACGGCCUGAGGAUGGACCCCGAGCCCUAAGCCCAGCUGCCUGCGUCCCGACCUGCAGAGCAUGGCACUGAGGCAGCCCCGGGCCCCGGCGGGGCGAGGAGACAGGUUGUGAGCAGCCCUGGCAGGACCCGCAGGCAGCCCCCGCCCCAUCCACGGCUAGAGCCCUCUGUGGAGGCAGAGCAGAGCAAGCAGAGGCCAGGGAGGCAACUCGGGGACCCCGCCUGCAGGCCAUGGACGGGCUGCCCUGCUGACAGCCGGGGUGAAGCCUGUGAGGAGUGGCCCUGGGAGCCGAGCAGGAGAGAAGAGGCUUUCACAGGCUCUGAUCACGAAGAGGGACCACCAUUUUGCAAGAACCAUGAGGUCACUGUGCGUGACAUACUGGUGGCUGGGACUGCUGGCUGCCACGGGAGUGGCUGCAGGCCAGAAGGAUGAUUUUGAGGGCACCGAGGAGGGCUCGCCCAGAGAGUUCAUUUACCUGAACAGGUACAAGCGGGCUGGCGAGUCCCCGGACAAGUGCACCUACACCUUCAUUGUGCCCCAGCAGCGGGUCACAGGCGCCAUCUGCGUCAACUCCAAGGAGCCUGAGGUGCUCCUGGAGAACCGAGUGCAUAAGCAGGAGCUGGAGCUGCUCAACAGCGAGCUGCUCAAGCAGAAGAGGCAGAUUGAGACGCUGCAGCAGCUGGUGGAGGUGGACGGGGGCAUCGUCAGUGAGGUGAAGCUGCUGCGCAAGGAGAGCCGCAACAUGAACUCGCGGGUCACGCAGCUCUACAUGCAGCUGCUGCACGAGAUCAUCCGCAAGCGGGACAACGCGCUGGAGCUCUCCCAGCUGGAGAACAGGAUCCUCAACCAGACGGCCGACAUGCUGCAGCUGGCCAGCAAGUACAAGGACCUGGAGCACAAGUACCAGCACCUGGCCACGCUGGCCCACAACCAGUCGGAGAUCAUCGCGCAGCUGGAGGAGCACUGCCAGCGGGUGCCUGCGGCCAGGCCCGUGCCCCAGCCGCCCCCCGCCGUCCCGCCCCGGGUCUACCAGCCGCCCCCCUACAACCGCAUCAUCAAUCAGAUCUCCACCAACGAGAUCCAGAGUGACCAGAACCUGAAGGCGCUGCCGCCCCCUCUGCCCACCAUGCCCAUCCUCACCAGCCUUCCGUCCUCCACUGACAAGCCGUCGGGCCCAUGGAGAGACUGCCUGCAGGCCCUGGAGGACGGCCACGACACCAGCUCCAUCUACCUGGUGAAGCCAGAGAACACCAACCGCCUCAUGCAGGUGUGGUGUGACCAGAGACAUGACCCUGGGGGCUGGACAGUCAUCCAGAGGCGGCUGGAUGGCUCUGUCAACUUCUUCAGGAACUGGGAGACAUACAAGCAAGGGUUCGGGAACAUUGAUGGCGAGUACUGGCUGGGUCUGGAGAACAUUCACUGGCUGACGAACCAAGGCAACUACAAGCUGCUCGUGACCAUGGAGGACUGGUCUGGCCGCAAGGUCUUUGCAGAAUAUGCCAGCUUCCGCCUGGAGCCCGAGAGCGAGUAUUAUAAACUGCGGCUGGGGCGCUACCAUGGCAACGCUGGCGACUCCUUCACCUGGCACAACGGCAAGCAGUUCACCACCCUGGACAGAGACCAUGAUGUCUACACAGGAAACUGUGCCCACUACCAGAAGGGAGGCUGGUGGUACAAUGCCUGCGCCCACUCCAACCUCAAUGGGGUCUGGUACCGCGGGGGCCACUACCGGAGCCGCUACCAGGACGGAGUCUACUGGGCUGAGUUCCGCGGCGGCUCCUACUCGCUCAAGAAAGUGGUGAUGAUGAUCCGGCCCAACCCCAACACCUUCCACUGAGCCAGCUCCCCUCCUGACCUCUCGUGGCCGUCACCAGGAGCCUGCCUGGCCGUGCUGGUCCAGCACAAGAGCAUCUCAUCACCAGCUCACCUUGGGGCCAGGAGGCUGGGGACGCUGGGUUCUGUCUCCCCAAGCCGCUGUGGCAGAUGAUGGAACCGAAUCGACACAGUAUUCUCUGUCCCUACUACUUUUCUUCACACCGGACAGCCCCUCAUGUUUCCAGACAGGACAGGAAUGCAGACCAGUCUUUCUUUAAAUAAAUUAAAGCCCUACAAGAAAAACACAACUGCAAAAUAUCUUCAUAAUACACAUAUGCACAGGCGACCUUGUGCAUUUAUGUGUAUACCACAUAUAUAUGCACUUAGAUAUAUAACACAUGCAAUGUAUCUGGAUACAUAUAUGGGUUUGCCUUAUAUACCUAAAUACACAUAUAUUCAGUUCUCAGAUGUUGAAGUUGUUACCAACAGCUUUGCUCUUCGGAGAAAAAUGAAAUAUGAAAAUAUGUUGUUCAUAUUGUGUUACUUGAGUCUAAGAGCAGAUCACAGUCUAUGUAGCUCCAAUUCAAAGAAUAAUUCCUGGCAUCCGUGUGCGUGGAUUCUUCUAGGAAUGUCUACAGUGCUAUUCUCCCACACAGGGGUUCCCUUCCUCACUAAGAACCCCUUUGGGCACCUAAUCAGAUUUCAAAAUCCCCCUCCCUCUCCAUUUCCACACUUCUCCCCAUUCUCAGGACUCCUCUCUGUCCAUCCGUCAUCCAUCCAUCCAACCACCUGCUUCUUCCUUCCCUUGCCACCACUCGUUACAUGUCUUCAGCGUGCCAGCCCCUGCCCACUCGUGGCUCCGGGCACCUUUUCUGCCCCUCUCUGCUCUCUGCUGACCUGCCCCUUAUCUCUUCUGAUGCGCCAUCUCUUCUUUCCAGGCAAGAGUCCUCAGCCUCUGAAUAGGAGACAGUCUGGGCUCCAGGUUUCUGGUCAGGAAAGGGCAGGCCAGGCCCAAAAGCAAACUACUGGCCACAUAGAUAAUGUAUUCGCAGUUUUGUAUCUUCCAUUCACACGUUAGCCUACAUGUCAUUUUAACCUUCACAGAAAUAAUAACCUUCUUUGCCCAGAAGAUACUCAAUUGAAGAGAAGUCAUCACCCGAACGUUGGGGCCCCCAUAUGGCUACAGACCAAAGGUCCCAUGCUCUCAGGCCGACUAGAGUCAACAUCUCGUCCCCAAACUACACGUCCCCAGAGAAAAAGUGCCGCACAAACGAGAACUGGCUGCUCCUCGUCAGUCACUAAAUAACCAGGAGCCGUGGGACCUCUCGCUUGGUGUGUCGCCAUGUGGUGGCCUUCUGAGUCCUGCUGGCCACGAAGUGUCAGACUCAGUAUGACCAGGACUAUUGCCACGAAGGGCGCAAGAGAUGCGUGGGGGAGGUGAGGUCCUCCCCGGUGGGCACGUGUGUCGGGGCGUGCGAGAUGUUGGCACGUUGGGUACUGUCCAUGUCUGGGUGUGUGCCUAUUACCUCAGCAUUCUCACAAAGUGUACCAUGUAGCAUGUUUUAUGUAUAUAAAAGGGAGGUUUUUUUUAAUAUAUUCCCAGAUUAUCCUUGUAAUGACACAAAUCUGCAAUAAAAGCCGUCAGUGCUGGGUGGAUGCAUCUA